Molecule: messenger RNA, 3974 nt
Organism: Erythranthe guttata (spotted monkey flower)
Lineage: Eukaryota; Viridiplantae; Streptophyta; Magnoliopsida; Lamiales; Phrymaceae
Source: RefSeq, a predicted model, not a curated record
UUACUAACGGAAUCAAGCGUGUGUUCAUCAAUGCGAGUUAACGGUAAAAUGAAGGAAAUGACCAAAAGUGUUAAAUUAUUGAUACAUGAGGAACCAAAUGUGAUUUUUGUGAACACGGGGGACCAAAUGUGUAAUUUGUGCAAACUUGAGGGAUGAAAAGUGUAAUUUUCCCAAAUGUUAUUGACAAAAAACCCUUUACAUUUCUUCGUAUUUACGUCAAAUUUAUUUCUAUUAUUAUUUAUGAAGGUACCAAACUUAUUUCUAUUAUUAUUUAUUAAAAAAGAAAAAAAAAAAGAUUAUACUUUUUAACGUACUAAGAAGCACAUGCACAUAUACUAGUGGAAGAUAAGGAAAUAAGAAAUGUCCACAGAAAUGUCGACAGAAAUGUGGUGGCAAUUGCUUCUUUGACUAAAAAGGCGCACACCAAAGUUGAAAACAUAUACUUUGAAUUUUGAUAAACCAAGAUCUGCACUGCAUUAUUCCCCUUCAUUUCAUAUUCCAAACAAUUAGCAAGAUUUUUUUUUCUUUUAAUCAAAGUUGCUCUGCGUUUCAUCAUCUUGUUCAGAAAUGGCAGAGGCUUUCCUUGGAAUAGUUCUUGAAAAUCUGAGCUCACUGAUCCAAGGUGAGAUUGGAUUGAUUAUGGGUGUUGAUGAAGAGAUGAAUAAUCUGUUCAGCACACUCACCACCAUUCAAUCCGUGCUCGAAGAUGCCGAGAUGAAGCAACUUCAAAGCAGAGCCAUUCAGAACUGGCUGAUCAAGCUCAAAGAUCUUACGUAUGAGAUUGAUGACAUCUUGGAUGAGUGUGCUACAGAACUCUCCAAAUUGGAGCACAAAAACAGCGCCAAAUCAAGUCGCUAUAGCUUGAAGAAAAUUCUCUUCCGGCACAAAAUUGGAAGAAGGAUGAAGCAGGUCACUGCAAAACUGGACGCGGUUGCUGCGGAGCGUGCUAAGUUCCAUUUGCGCGAGAUUGCUGUUGAGAGGCCAUACGAGUUUUCUGCCACCCGUGAGACUGGUUCCGUUUUGAACGAGUCUCGUUACAUUUAUGGCAGAGAAGAAGAUGCAGAGAAGAUUGUUGACAUCUUGGUCAACCAGGUCAACGACAAUCAAGAAAUUACCAUCCUCCCCAUAAUUGGUGUUGGAGGCCUUGGCAAGACUACCCUUGCUCAAUUAGUCUACAACGAUCCACGGGUCGUUGAACAUUUCGACAAAAGAAUAUGGGUUUGUGUGUCUGACGAUUUCGAUCAGAAGACUUUGGUGAAAGCCAUGAUUGAAUCUGGGGGUGGAAGUGCUUCGGACUUGGUGCACUUGGAUGCUUUGCAGCGCGGCCUAUGGGAGUUGCUGAACAACAAGAUGUACUUGCUGGUAUUGGACGAUGUUUGGAACGACGAUCAGGAGAAGUGGUCUGAAUUAAGAAAUGUUUUGGCAUGUGGCCGGAGUGGUAGUUCGAUUAUCGUCACCACACGCCUCAAAAGAGUUGCUGAUAUAAUGGGAACACUUCCACCACAUUACUUGAAGGGAUUGUCAAACGAGCAUUGUUGGAUGUUGAUGCGUGAACGAGCAUUCGGACAAGAAAAAGAGGAACAUCCAAACCUGGAAGCCAUUGGGAAGCAGAUUGUGAACAAGUGCGUUGGUGUUCCUUUGGCUGCUAAGGCGCUCGGAGGUCUAUUGCGGUUUAAGAGAACUGAGAAAGAGUGGAAUUAUGUAAAAGAAAGUGAAAUAUGGGAAUUGCCUCAAGAAGAAACUCUGAUAUUGCCAGCCUUGAAAUUAAGUUAUCAUCAUCUUCCUUUAUCAUUGAGGCAGUGUUUUGCUUAUUGUGCAGUCUUUCCCAAGGAUUCUCAAAUUACGAAAGAAGAGUUGAUCUUUAUGUGGAUGGCGCAUGGAUGUAUUUCAUCAAAUGGAGCACUUGAAAUAGAGGAUGUUGGCAAUCAAAUAUGCGAUGAGCUCCUUUUGAGAUCCCUUUUGCAGUAUGGUUUACAUCCUUUUACAAAUGAACCAACUGAACCAACUCUCGUUAUGCACGAUCUUGUUCAUGAUCUCGCCCAAUCAAUCAUGGAGAACAAAGUUCCUGGAACACAAGUCCAAAGGACAAACUUCAGAAGUGCAUCGCCUAACAGCAAAAUCCGCCAGGUGAAUUUGCAAAAAAAGUUUAUUCUCUUUCCUACUAGUAAUCAAUCAGAGAUGGAUAUGCCUCUCGUCUUAAAGAACUUUUUGCGUUUGAGAAUAUUAGAUGCAAGUUCGACAAGGAUAGAAAGUUUGCCUUGUGCAGUAGGCAAUUUGAAACAUUUGCGACAAUUGAAUUUGUCUGGAGCUAAAAUCCGUACCCUACCAGACUCAAUAUGUAGUCUCUGGAAUUUGCAAGUCUUGAAUUUGGUCUACUGUCGAUGGCUUGAGGCGUUACCGAAGAAGAUGAGGUGCUUGAUUAAUCUUCGCCAUCUAUUUUUGGAAGGUUGUAGAUCAUUAAAGGAGAUGCCAUCUAAAAUUGGAGAACUUACUAGCCUUAAAACAUUAAGUGUGUUCAUAGUGGGUCGUAAUAGAGGUAAUCGACUUGAAGAGUUGCAGUGCUUGAAGCUGGGUGGCAAGCUUAGAAUCGAACAUCUGGAGAGAGUGGAAAACCCUAUGGAUGCAAAGAAAGCAAAUUUUGCUGAUAAAGAAAAUCUUAGUCAUUUGUAUUUAGAGUGGAAACCUGAGAAUACUGCAUCAAAAUUAUCGGAGGAAGAAGAUAUAGUUAGAGAUGAAAAGGUGUUGGAAGCACUUGAGCCUCACCCAAAUCUUGAAACUUUAUAUAUAAAGGGAUUCAGGGGUAGGUGUUUUCCAGUUUGGAUGUCGAAUUCAACUAUGGAGAAACUAGUUGGAGUAUAUCUCAAAAAUUGUGAGAAUUGUUUGCAUCUUCCACGGCUGGGAGAGCUACCUCAUCUUAAAUCCUUGAGUUUAAAGAAUCUCGCUCGGGUGGAGUACAUACUUGAAGAUCAAAGUGGAAAUCGAUUAACGAGCGUACAACAGUUCCCAUCUCUGGAAACACUGUAUUUAACAACUCUCCCCAAAAUGAAAGGGUUGUUAAAAGAGCAAGUGACGAUGGGAUCAGCAGCUAAAGCAUUCCCAAAUCUUAAGGUGCUAAACAUUCGAGAUUGCAAUUCAUUAAUUAUGGCUUCAUUGUCUAAGCUGGAUCUGAACGCUCUUACUGAUCUUUCCGUGGACUUUAAGGAGAAUAUGACGACAUGUAUCUCAAUUGAGACGCUGCAAAGGCUGACCAAUCUCAAGAAGUUGGCGAUUAAAAAAGCAAGUGAUCUUCCAGAACAAGGGAUGCGAGCCUUGAUAUCUCUUACACAUUUAACGAUAGAAGAAUGUGAUACACAGAGGUGUUUGCCUGAAGGGUGGUUGCGACACCUCACUUCUCUGGAGGAACUAGAAAUAUCUUACUGCCAAGAACUAGUAGAGCUGCCGGAGGAGGGGAUUAAACACCUCCACAGCCUUAAAACAGUAUUCCUAUUUGAUCUACCAAAGAUGGUUUGUGUUCCUAAAGCAUUGAACCACCUCUCAUCCUCACUCCAAUCUCUAUACCUAUCCUUACUUCCAGAGCUGAGUUCACUGCCGGAGUGGUUGGGAGAUAUGACAUCUCUUCACGCUCUCGGUAUUUAUGUGUGCCCAAAGGUAGCAUCACUUCCAGCUAGUAUCCAGGGAAUGACAAAGCUCCAAUACCUGCAAGUGCAGGAAUGCCCGGAAAUGGAAAGGAGAUGUGAGAGAGAAAAGGGAGAGGACUGGCACAAGAUAGCACAUAUUCCCCACCUGAAAAUUGGUUAAUGGAUUCUCCUUCUUUGGUAUGUAGCUCCGGUCAAUCAAUCUCUUUUCUUUUAUCGUGUUUAGUAUUUCUGCAACUAUCUUUUUGUUCUCUUCUGUGAUAAGUGGUGUUAGCUUUGACACAUCCUUAACUAUUUCUUUUUGCUUUGACUAAUUUCACAUAUUCGAUUCGCUGCCUG